Molecule: messenger RNA, 159 nt
Organism: Puccinia graminis f. sp. tritici CRL 75-36-700-3
Lineage: Eukaryota; Fungi; Basidiomycota; Pucciniomycetes; Pucciniales; Pucciniaceae
Exons: 2
Coding region: 1-159 (52 amino acids)
Biological process (GO): mitochondrial respiratory chain complex IV assembly
Cellular component (GO): mitochondrial inner membrane; mitochondrion
Source: RefSeq, a predicted model, not a curated record
AUGGCCGGUCCGAAUCUAGAGCUAGCCAAAUUCGGAAUGUACGUCUUCUUCCCGAUCCUCGUCAUGGUCCAUUAUGGGGACCCGGAUUGGUAUCACAAAUACGUCCUGCCCGACAGAUCUCAAUUCCUCAAACUAGAUAAGAUGGCACCCGUUGAGUAA